UCUUGUGGAUCUGGUGGAAACAUGAGUCCAGAGGAAGAGUGGGGGACUCUGGAGGUUGGUCCCACGGUUGACCCACCAGCUGUCCUUUACCAAGAUGCCGGUGGCGCCGCUUUAGGAUGGAGACUGGAGCAGCUAUCGCGAGAACUGGUCCGGGCCGGCGGGCGUCGCGCCAGUCAGUGGCGGUUGGUCUGAGCCGUCGGCGGGUUCGGUUCCCGGCGAUGCCGCUGGAAGCGCGGUGCGGACAGCCGGCGGGAGGGUUGGCUCGUCGCCGCCGCCGCCGGCAUCACUGGCGCUCACGGGCGGCCAGGGUGCUGGCUGAGAGGAACCAGGCCGUGGUGCCGGUGGGAGCCUGGGUGGAGAGCGCCAGAGACGGGCCCGGCGAGCAGAGCCCGGCGUUUAUUUCUGCUCUUGAAAUGGAUGAGCAACUAAAGGAAAUCCAUAAAGCAAAAGUGGAGAAUUUGAAACGUUUUCAAGAUGAGGUGAAGCAUCGUGUGACUGAGUAUGCCCGAAUAUGUAAGAAGCAUCAACACCAACGAACUUGUGAAGCAGUUGAAAAGGAUGAUCGUGUGAUAAAACAAUCCUCUGCUUCAGCUGAACAGGCUCAUUCCAAAUAAAGACACUUGCCUGCGUCGCGGUAAUGAUGUUGGGUUUGCUAUUUUUAGCCCAAGCUCAAGGUGGGUGUCUGCUCAGGGGCUAAGUAAUGAAAAGGAGGAAGAUGAAGAUGAAGAUGUAUUCAGUGAUCAAGCCAGGCAGCUGAGCAAAGUCACAAAAGAGGCUCGGCAUAGACUUGCAUCAUGUCAAACAGUACCACAGAUGGACUUGUGCUCAAGUCUUCCAGGAGGAAUCUGGAAGGUGUCUCCAACAAGAGAUAAUCCAGCAUCCCGAAUGGGGAGGGAGUUAAGUGUUACAGAAGAUUUCACAUGUUUGAAAGACCAGCAUGAUCUGCCUGCAGAGUUGCAGGAACAGCCACAGAAAUCCACCGGUGGGAAGCAUGUUACCUUUCAGCCUGAGCUACAGCGUAAGCCUUGUAGCAGACUUUAUCGUGAGCCUUACCCCACGGGUUCUUCCCUUGGAUUUAGUACUGACUACAAGGCAACGCUCAUUCUGCGGCCUGGUGUGGACCAGGAAGAGAGUAAGAAACAGCGUGGCAGCCAGUAUUUGAUGUAUCGUCGCCUCUUCAUGGAUAUUGAACGAGAGCAGGUGAAAGAACAACAGCGCCAACAACAACAUUUGAGGAGAAUAGCGAAAAUUAAGGAGGAAAAGGAAAAAUUAAGAGAGGCACAAGAGAAAAGAAUGAUUGACCUCGCGCAUCAAAGAGAAUUUGUGGCUGAAAGUGGAAGGACUGCUCAGUUACAGGAAGAGGAAAAACAGAAGAGAGCAGAUAAAGACAAAAGGCAACGAAAUAGAGAGAGUACAAGAUAUAUAGAAGCCUUAAGAGCACAGAUGAUGGAAAAAAUUAAAUUGCAGAAUACCGAUCUACCUCCACUCUGCUGCUGUGGAUCUGAUUUCUGGGAUUCGCAUCCAGAUAAGUGUGCAAAUAAUUGUGUCUUCUACAAAAAUCCAAAAGUAUACGUCAGGGCACUGCAAUCUGUGUUAUCCUCGUAUGAUGCUUGGGAUGGACAUUACAGAAGUCGUUCCUCAAUGAAGAAAUUUGCAUUAAUGAAUUUAUGUCCAGCCAAGAAGUAAUGCACCUGCUUUGAAAGCUGAAUUCAGUUCACCAAUAAAUUUUCACUGAAAAACUCAGAUCUGUAAAGUGUGAUUAGAAAACGUGUUCUUUUUUUUAUUAAUGGCUGUGGUGUUUGAUAAUUUAAUGUGCUUUUUUGUAUGAAAAAACAAUUUUUAAAAGAUAUUUAAUCACUUUUCUGAAUUUUCCAAUGGAGCUUAAAGUUUGAUAAAAUUGAAAAUUAUCUCCACAGGAGAUCAUUUUAAAGAAAAAAGUGUCUAAACCUAGAAUUAUAAUAAAGGACUACUACAAAACAUAAGUGUUUAAUUAUUUGAUGUUUUACAGUUUUAUGUUACUUCAAUCCUCUACCCCUUACCUCCAACUCUCACUGUAAGUGGAGCUCCUGAUGGAGAGAUGUCUUGGUGAGAAUAAUUAACCAUGAUGUGUAGCACUGAAUAAAUUUCAUGUAUGCACACUAUCUUGGAGUAUUUUGCCAAGUGGAUGAUUUGCACGAGAGAGGGAGAAUAUCUGCUUUUAAGAUUUACUGCAGAUAACUACUUCCUGCAAUUUGCCCUUCUACAAGGUCCAAGCACACAUUUAGUCGUAUAACACCAUAACUUGUGAAAACAAUACUGUGCUGUUAUCAGCAACAGGGUAGCUAAUAAUAAAGCAUUCAAGAGAUUGUUAGAUCGGUACAUGCAGCUGAGUAAAAUAGAGGGCUAUGGGUAAGCCUAGUGACUUCUAGGGUAGGGACAUGUUCGGCACAGCUUUGUGGGCCGAAGGGCCUGAAUUGUGCUGUAAUUGUUCUAUGUUCAUUCAAAUUAAUGAUAGG
Molecule: messenger RNA, 2495 nt
Organism: Pristis pectinata (smalltooth sawfish)
Lineage: Eukaryota; Metazoa; Chordata; Chondrichthyes; Rhinopristiformes; Pristidae
Gene: ccdc15
Product: coiled-coil domain containing 15
Exons: 10
Coding region: 814-1686 (290 amino acids)
Cellular component (GO): centrosome
Source: RefSeq, a predicted model, not a curated record